CCAGCGUCGGCCCACCGCAUCCCAAACCAUAACGCUUAAUCCUUAAAAACCGUCCAGAUCCAUUUCCUUCCUCUAAAACUCAUCACACACACUUCUAAUGGCUUCUUCUUCUUGUUUGAAUCUCUUCUUCUUCUCUUUUCUCUCCGCUCUAAUCAUUUCUAAAUCUCAGAUCUCUGAUUCCGUUAACGGGGUCGUUUUCCCUGUUGUUAAAGACCUUCCAACCGGUCAAUACCUCGCACAGAUUCGACUCGGUGACUCACCGGAUCCAGUCAAGCUCGUAGUCGAUCUGGCCGGCUCAAUUCUCUGGUUUGAUUGUUCCUCAAGACAUGUUUCCUCGUCAAGGAACCUAAUAUCCGGUAGCUCUAGCGGCUGCUUAAAGGCAAAAGUUGGAAAUGAACGAGUAUCAUCAUCAUCAUCAUCGCGUAAAGACCAAAACGCCGAUUGCGAAUUACUUGUUAAAAACGACGCCUUUGGGAUUACGGCGAGAGGAGAGCUUUUCAGUGACGUCAUGUCGGUUGGCUCUGUUACUUCUCCGGGAACCGUUGAUCUACUUUUCGCUUGUACUCCACCGUGGCUGUUACGUGGGCUCGCUAGUGGAGCCCAAGGAGUAAUGGGCUUAGGAAGGGCCCAAAUCUCACUCCCUUCACAACUCGCCGCGGAAACUAACGAACGUCGUCGGUUAACUGUUUACCUGUCGCCGUUGAACGGUGUCGUAUCAACGAGUUCGGUGGAGGAGGUUUUUGGAGUGGCUGCGUCUAGAUCGCUGGUUUACACGCCUUUGUUAACCGGUUCGAGUGGCAACUACGUAAUUAACGUGAAAUCGAUUAGAGUCAACGGGGAAAAGCUCUCCGUGGAAGGUCCGUUGGCGGUGGAGCUGAGCACGGUGGUUCCUUACACGAUUUUAGAGAGCUCGAUCUACAAGGUGUUCGCGGAAGCUUACGCCAAAGCUGCGGGUGAAGCUACAUCGGUGCCUCCUGUCGCACCGUUUGGGCUCUGCUUCACUAGUGACGUAGAUUUUCCGGCGGUAGAUCUAGCGUUGCAGAGUGAGAUGGUGCGGUGGAGGAUUCAUGGGAAGAAUCUGAUGGUGGAUGUUGGUGGUGGAGUCCGAUGCUCGGGGAUUGUUGACGGCGGGUCAAGUCGAGUCAACCCGAUUGUAAUGGGUGGGCUACAAUUAGAAGGCUUUAUAUUGGACUUUGAUUUGGGUAACUCAAUGAUGGGCUUUGGACAAAGAACACGCUCUGAUUCAACUUCGUUGUAAUACAGAAACCUUUGUAAUUGUAACCUUCUAAUUAUCUGGUAGAUAUCCUCAAUUUUGAUCUCUUUUGAGUGUACUCUUUUCUUACAAUACCUGCUACAAGCAAUCAUGCAUUUGUACAACUAAUAGAUCUAAUUUAAGAAACAGCUAUUACUUAAAUGAAGU
Molecule: messenger RNA, 1420 nt
Organism: Arabidopsis thaliana (thale cress)
Lineage: Eukaryota; Viridiplantae; Streptophyta; Magnoliopsida; Brassicales; Brassicaceae
Product: Eukaryotic aspartyl protease family protein
Exons: 1
Coding region: 98-1258 (386 amino acids)
Biological process (GO): proteolysis
Molecular function (GO): aspartic-type endopeptidase activity
Source: RefSeq, marked reviewed